Molecule: messenger RNA, 2240 nt
Organism: Cucumis melo (muskmelon)
Lineage: Eukaryota; Viridiplantae; Streptophyta; Magnoliopsida; Cucurbitales; Cucurbitaceae
Product: pentatricopeptide repeat-containing protein At1g80270, mitochondrial-like
Exons: 3
Coding region: 119-1999 (626 amino acids)
Cellular component (GO): mitochondrion
Molecular function (GO): protein binding
Source: RefSeq, a predicted model, not a curated record
GAUGACAGGUUUUAGGGUUUAAGAACAACGACAAUGCCACUGCCAUUGCAACUCAUCUCUCACUCUUUCUUCCAUCAUUGAGGUCUUCUGAGUUCCUCACUGCUAAUAUCAUCUCACCAUGUGGGCUCUUCGUAGAGCUUCUACUCCUCUUAGGAAUCAAGGGUAUAAAGUAAGAACUUCAUAUGUCUUUGGUAAACUAGAGGUACCAUUUUUUUGGGAAGGAAAUGUAGCUGGUUUUGGAACCACCACCGCUUUAUCUGACAGAUUCAUUUCUUUUGAGAGAAAUAACCUUGCAACAUGGCCAUCCGCUGGGGUUUAUAUUAGUAGUCAUGGUCUAUCUACACAAGCUGGUGCUGAGAACAGUGGAGAGGAAGAUAAUGUGAAAGAUGGAUUUUCUGAACUUGAUGAAACACUUCCAAGCACUAGUCCACUUGAAGAUAGUAAGGCAGCAGAUGAUAAUGAAGAGGAACUAACUUCUGGAUCAGAAAUUGAUGACGACGAUGACAAUGCUGUUGAUGAUGGGACUCAAAAUGAACUGGAUUUACUUGAGGGAGAAACUGGACUUGCUGAAAAGAAAUCUACAAAAAGGGGUCCUUCAGAACUUUUCAAUGUUAUUUGGAAAGCUCCAGGUUUAUCUGUGGCUAGUGCACUUGAUAAGUGGGUCAGUGAAGGAAAAGAACUAAGCCGGGCCGAUAUCUCUUUGGCCAUGCUCUAUCUUCGUAAACGUCAGAUGUUUGGGAAGGCUUUGCAGUUUUCAGAGUGGUUGGAAGCAAGUGGGAAACUUAAUUUUACUGACAAAGAUUAUGCUUCUCGGCUCGACUUGAUUGGAAAGUUACGAGGUCUCCGUAUGGCAGAAAAUUACCUUGCUAAAAUUCCCAAGUCCUUCCAAGGUGAGAUAGUAUACCGAACUCUUUUGGCUAACUGUGUGAUUGCCAGCAAUGUACAAAAAGCAGAAGAAGUAUUCAACAAAAUGAAGGACCUUGAAUUCCCCAUCACAGCGUUUGCUUGCAGCCAAUUGCUUCUUCUUUACAGGAGGACUGACAAGAGGAAAAUAGCCGACAUUUUGUUGUUGAUGGAGAAAGAAAAUGUCAAGCCUUCUCGGUUUACUUACAAAAUCUUAAUAGAUGCUAAAGGCCUUUCUAAUGACAUAAGUGGGAUGGAACAAGUUGUUGAUACAAUGAAGGCUGAUGGAAUUGAACUUGAUUUUGAUACACUUGCCCUAUUAGCUAAACACUAUGUUUCAGCUGGGCUUAAAGACAAAGCCAAGGCCACUUUAAAGCAGAUGGAAGAAAUUAACUCACAAGGUUCUCGAUGGCCAUGCAGAAUUUUACUUCCCCGUUAUGGAGAACUCGAAAUGGAAGAUGAAGUGAGGAGGCUCUGGGAGAUCUGUGAGUCAGAUCCUCAUAUUGAAGAAUGUAUGGCUGCCAUUGUUGCUUGGGGAAAGCUGAAGAACGUCCAGGAGGCAGAGAAAAUUUUUGAUAGAGUUGUAAAAUCAGGGAAAAAGCUAUCUGCAAGACACUAUUCUACCAUGAUGAACGUGUAUAGACAAACUAAGAUGCUGACGAAGGGCAAGGAACUAGUCAAUCAGAUGGCAGAGAGUGGUUGCCGCAUGGAUCCGUUGACAUGGGAUGCAGUUGUGAAGUUCUAUGUGGAAGCAGGGGAGGUAGAAAAGGCAGACUCUUUCUUGGUCAAGGCUGUUCAGCAAAACAAGAAGAAGCCAUUGUUUGCCACAUACAUGACUCUCAUGCAUCACUAUGCAAGUAGGGGAGAUGUUCCCAAUGCUGAGAAUAUCUUUGAUAGGAUGAGAAGAUUGGGUUAUAUGGGUCGAUUCACCCAAUUUCAAACUCUAGUACAGGCAUACGUUAAUGCUAAGGCUCCAGCCUAUGGUAUGAGAGAGAGAAUGAUGGUAGAUAAUAUAUUUCCAAACAAAGCUUUGGCAGGAAAAUUAGCUCAAGUUGAUCCUUUCAGGAUGACAGAAGUGUCCGAUUUGCUUGAUUGAGAGAUAUAACCCGUUAGUUUUGGUAUUUAUAAACUCCCCAGAUUUCAAAUUUAUGGUUAGAGUCAUGUAUUUGUCUGGUGGAUGCGAUUUGUUAGAUGAAAGUAUAUAGCUCUUAGGACAAAGAAAUUGGAAAAAUAGAUCCUGUUGCUCCUAUGUUCUAUUAUCCAAUUCUUCCUUGGAGCUAAAAAUGGUUUAUUAUUGUUUGUUUCCCAACUUUAAUUCGUCAGAUGCAUUCGAUAAA